Messenger RNA from Salvia hispanica, 4636 nucleotides. Its product is annotated as ENHANCER OF AG-4 protein 2-like. NCBI's taxonomy places the organism in Eukaryota, Viridiplantae, Streptophyta, Magnoliopsida, Lamiales, Lamiaceae. The record is from RefSeq and is a predicted model, not a curated record.
AUUUUGUACUGUCAUCCAUUACUCCAUUCUCAAUAUUCUCUUUGUUAACGUACAAAAAUCACCUCUUUUCCUUGUCCUUUUGAUCGGCGCCCGACUGCCGGAAACUGACGUCGUCCCGGCGAACUACGACUUUUGUUAACUUGUGUGUAUUGGGGCCGCCGGUUCUUGCUCAAUCACAGGAGGAAGCGGCGCAAAAUUCUUUUGGGGCCGUGGCCUGGUUGGGAGCAUGGCUCCCGGGCGGAAGCGCGGAGGGAAAGGGGCAAAAACGAAGAGCGAAUUGAGUUUGGGAGAUCUCGUUCUUGCCAAGGUCAAGGGAUUUCCUGCCUGGCCUGCCAAGAUUAGCAGACCUGAAGACUGGAAGCAUGCUCCGGACCCUAAAAAGUAUUUCGUGCAAUUUUUUGGUACAGAAGAGAUAGCUUUUGUCGCUCCUGUGGAUAUCCAAGCGUUCACAAAUGAUACCAAGAGUAAACUGUCUGCUCGAUGCAAGGGUAAGACAGUCAAAUAUUUCGCCCAAGCUGUGGAGGAAAUUUGUGAAGAAUUUGAAGAGUUACAGGGUAAAAGUUUAAGUGAUGCAAGGGAUGAUAGCAAUGCAGAUAAACUUGCAUCUGAGACACAUUCAGUGGAUACAGUGGCAGGUGACGCCUCAAAGGUUAGUUCUGAAAAUGGGAGGGAUAAUGAGGGACUGAACUGCAAAUUAGAGAGAAAAGGGCCGAGUGAUCUAGACUUUGGGUCAGAGCAUUGUUCAGAUAUACUUUGUGAAAUGGAUAGUCAAAAUGUCAACCCUUGCUCGUUAAACGAUACGAGCCAUAGUUUGUCUCCACAUCCAUCUUUGGGUGAGAGGAAUAAGUCAAGUACAAAAUUUGCUAAUCCCGUGAAGGAGACAAAUGGUGACCAGAGUGCAUUGACGAAUGGCCACCAACCAAAGCUGGCAAUGGAUCAUGAUGGUGCAAAGCGCAAAAAUAGUGAUGUGGCUAUACCACGUGAACACAAUGAAGAUGGUGUACAAAUAAAACAGGCUUCAGGUGGAAAUAUUAAUCCUGCAGAUAAUUCAAGAUCAGAUUUAGGUACUGGCAGUAAAAGGACAGGAAAAAAGUUAUUGAAAGGGAAAAAGCAUCCAGCAGCGGUAGAUGAUGGUCGGGUAGAUGCUAAAGCCAUUACUGAGGGAAACAAUAAAGUAAUCUCAAGGAAAAAGAUGAAGUUCCAGCAUGAUCAGGAAAAGCAAACUUCUCGGACCAAUCAAGCAUCACUUCCUCCCAAAAUGGAUGACAUUGAGGGUAAAAGGUUAAAAUCAGGAGGGAAGGUUGAGUACAAAUCUUCAAGAGCACAGCUAAGUGCAAAUAAGUCCAACCAUUCUCCUGAUGAAGAUGAUCUCCCUCCACCAAAGCGCCAACGACUAGCACUUGGAGUGAUGUCCACUUCUACUUCAAACUCUGAAAAUAGACAGGGAAACUCUACAUCACACAAAAAUAGCUUGGUGCAUCCGAACAAGGUUCAAUCUCCAACCAUACAGCUUCCAGCAAAGAGGAGAGCUGUCCGCCUAUGUGAUGAGGAUGAGGAUGAUGAAUUACCUAAAACUCCAAUUCAUGUAGGAUCUACCCAUAAGGUUUCUGUUACUCCCCGAGUUUCAGAUUCCAAAAAUAAGAAUGCUAAGAGUGGGGAGACACAUGGAAACGGUCAUAUGGCCGUGAGGAACACAGGAACACUCAUGGAUGAGUUCAAAGAUCAGGUACAAUCUUCUCAAGUAUCCAAUAAAGCUUUAUCACCAACUGGUCAGCAAGGGAUGGAAAAGAGCACUCAGGAAAUAUCAGCUAAACAUUUAUCUCCCGUUUUUCCCCAGCUAGUCACUGAAAGCAUCCCCUCAAUGGAGGCUAAGCCAGUUUCAGGUUCUCCCAGGAGGUCCCCUCGAUCUGUUACUGCUUCCAGACCACUAGCUGAUUUACGGAAAAAACAGUUGACCAAGGCACCUGCUAGUGUGAACCAGAAUAAAGUUCCACUGGGAACUAACAGUAGCCUUGCUACAGCAACUGAAAGAAGUAAACCGGCUUCUUCUGUUGAGAUAAAGAAAACCACCUCAAGGCCCGACUCCCAAAUCAAUGGUUCUAUCCAUAAAGUUGGAAACCAAGACAAAAGUGUUACCUCACACGGUGAAAGGUUGGAUGGUGGUAAAGUCACCAUGUUAAAUUUGCCGGUUGAUUUGUCGAUUUCAGACUCUGCCAUGUCAAUGAAAAAUCUAAUUGCCGCUGCUCAGGCGAGAAAGAGAAGAGCAAACUUGCAUAACCCUAAUGGAAAUCCUUUGCAUCUAUUGAUUCAUGACGCCGACAUGCUUGGCCUUAACCCAACUGCUACCUCUGCUGCAUUAGCUGUUGAUACUAGAAACAUACUUCAAAUCGAUGUGCAAGACCAUACUACUUCGCCUUCCUUUGAUGUUCGCCAGUUGCCAUCUACUAGUGGACAUGAAAAUGAAGACCUGGAGGAAAGCAGGGUGAAUUCAGGCCAUCAGGCAUCGGGGAGUUCUUUAAGUGGGGGUACUGAGGCAGCUGUUGUUCGAGAUGCUUUUGAAGGGAUGAUUGAGACGCUAUCUAGGACCAAAGAGAGCAUUGGUCGUGCAACUCGUCUUGCAAUUGAUUGUGCAAAGUAUGGGAUUGCCAAUGAGGUUUUAGAACUUCUCAUCCUGAAGUUGGCAAAUGAGCCAAGUUUUCAUCGCAAAGUGGACCUCCUUUUUCUGGUUGACUCUAUAACCCAGUGCUCUCAUAGUCAGAAAGGAAUUGCUGGGGCAUCUUAUAUUCCUGUUGUUCAAGCGGCAUUGCCCCGUCUCAUAGUAGCUGCUGCUCCACCUGGAGCAGGUGCUCAGGAAAACCGCCGUCAAUGUCAUAAGGUCUUGCGGUUAUGGCUUGAGAGGAAAAUUUUUCCAGAAUCUGUCCUUCGCCGUUACAUGAAUGAGCUAGGAACAGAUAAUGAUGGUGGAGCUGCAGGAUUUUCUCAGAGACGCCCUUCCCGAGCUGAGCGGUCCAUCGACGAUCCUAUAAGAGAAAUGGAAGGCAUGUUUUUGGAUGAGUAUGGGAGCAACACCACGUUUCAGUUGCCUGGGUUUCUAUCAUCUCAUUUGUUUGAAGAAGAUGAUGAUGAAGAUGAUUUUCCGUCGAUGUUAUACAAGGAAGGUGUAGAUACUCCACCAUCUGAGCAUAACCUUGCAAGUAAGGAUCCUGAACACUGCACUGUUACUCCAAGUGACCGGCGCCACUGCAUAUUAGAGGAUGUUGAUGGUGAGCUUGAAAUGGAAGACGUUUCUGGUCACAACAAGGAUGAUAGAAUAUUAAUUGUCAAUUGCACCUCUAUCAUUGCUUCACCUGAGCCGAAUUCUGAUAUAAAGAUUAGAUCUGCUUCUGAAAUGUCUGAGUUGCUGCCUUCUCCUGAGGGUUCUCCACCAUUACCACCUGGCUCUCCUCCCAUGACUCCUCCUCUUCCUGCUUCACCACCUCCAUUAUCCCCAUCCCCAUCACCUCCACCCCCACCUCCACCCUUAUCAUCGUCAUCUGCACCAUUACCCCCACCUCCACCACCACCUUCCUCACGGCAACUAAUUCCUCCACCACCUAUUGGUCCUCCUCCAUAUGUUCAGUCAUUGCCACCUCAACCUGCAUUGAUGUCCCAAUAUGUGUCUCCAGUUCAGUCAACUUCUCAGCCUUUAGUUUUUCACCCUCCUCCAUUACAUCAUGAGAUUGGUGGCACACCCAGUGGAAAUCCGCCUGUCCAUAUGGUUUCCAGUACUCAAGGGUCCCAUACUGAAGCACCUAGAGGUGAAAUAUAUUCACAGCAGUCCUCUUUCUUCUCUCCAGCUGCAGGCUGCAAUGCACGAGAGCAUGUUGGAUACAAUUCAUCAAGGUCUGUUGAAUAUGGACAGAAUGAUCCAUGUAUUAAUCACCAAGCUUCACAACAGAGACAACAUUUGCCACCUGGUACUGCAACAUUUUCCCAAAGACCGUUGCAUCCUGAUGCCCGACCUCCACAAAUAUCUGCCCAUUUCUCAUAUUCAAAUACAGUCAUCCAGCACCAACAUCCCCCUUAUCCAUUGCAAGUAUAUGCUGAUGUUCCUAUGAGGUUUUCUACUGAUGAACAAUGGCGGAUGCCAGUAAAUGAUUUCAAAGCGGAUCUUCCUUGUGGGGGCUGGAGUGCUGGAGCCCAACCAUUUUCUGGUCAACCUUAUUCGCAUGAAGCAGGUUACUUUGGACCCCCUUCAGAAAGGGCUCCUGCAAGUGCCAUUAAUUUCCGGCCUGGUGGAACAAAUAGUCUACCGCCAGCACCUCCAAUUCUAGUUCAUGGUGUUCCAAUGAUGCCUUGUAGGCCGGACAUGUUAGCUGUCAAUUGGAGGCCAGUAUAAGGCUGACUUCUUGGAUAUGUGGCUGCCGAGCGUGAGGAAUUGUCCCAAAUAAUCCACCUAGAUCAAGUUCUAGAUCACAAUGUGGAAUUUUGAGCAGCUAUGGAGAGCCUUGGCAGGAUUGUUUAUAUUAGAUUUUUUCCUGACAAAUGCAUCCCCGUACACAUACUCCUAAAGUGUAAGCCAUUUUUCUUAUUUUAAUUGACGCUUGUAAUUAUUUAUCUUAUUAUCCAAAUUUAAUGGAGGCUACAGUUUCAUCUA